Molecule: messenger RNA, 4977 nt
Organism: Biomphalaria glabrata
Lineage: Eukaryota; Metazoa; Mollusca; Gastropoda; Planorbidae
Product: CNK3/IPCEF1 fusion protein-like
Exons: 24
Coding region: 64-2970 (968 amino acids)
Molecular function (GO): protein binding
Source: RefSeq, a predicted model, not a curated record
AUAGCCUAUAUAAUUAUUAUAUUUUUCCUCACAUUUGUAACCUAAACAAAACAAUAUCUCAACAUGGCGUACUUUGCAUUAAUACAGUUUGAAAAUUGGGACGAACAUGAUGUAGCUAAAUGGUUAAAAGGCUUAGAUGAUGUUAUACAUGAAUAUAUUCCACGAUUUCUUCUUGGGAAUGUUGAUGGGCGUAAACUGUUAAUGCUAACACAUUCUGACCUCGACAAAUUAGGUGUUAUGAAACUAGGUCACCAGGAACUAGUGUUGGAAGCUGUUGAAUUGCUGAGAUCUUUGCGGUAUCUGUUUGAGACCGAAAAUCUUCAGCACCUUGCUCUUCAGUUGGGCUGUAAGGCUCACAGUCUUCACAAUGAAAUAUUGGCUAAGAAUGGAGAAAAUGAUCUCAACAAAGCAAAUGUUUUGGCACCUCAAGAAUGCCCUCGUCUUUCAAUAUUUGUUUUGUCUGGUGUCUGUGAUAUUAUCUCCACUCUUAAAAACUUAACUUCUUGGCUUGACCGAGCUCCUUUUGAGACAAUUCAUGGGAUCAGCCUACUUAGAAAUUCUCUAGUAAAACUUGGACUAGAACUUGUUACUGUAGCCCAAAAGGAAACAAGAAUCCCUGAAGUGGAGAAUGCCAUAGUUAAAAUAUGUCAAGGCAUGACUGAGUAUUGUGAUGAACUAGUUUUAAACAUGAAAGAAUCAUUAGUUGUCCAACCUGCAUCACUAGAGAUGGCUACCAUUCGUAAGAAACCUGGCGAUGAGCUUGGAAUGAAUAUACAGUCAUCAUAUUUUGGCUGUCAUAUAAUCGGAUUCAUCAAGGAAACAUCUCCUGCACACUUGUGCAGUAAAAUAGAGAAAGGGGAUGAAGUUCUCCAAGUAAAUAAUCAAACAGUUUUAGGUUGGCAACUUACCAAACUUGUGGCUGCAUUAAGGGAAAACCCUAAAGAGGUGACAAUGUUACUGAAAAAACGACCACGGCACACAACUCCUUAUGGAAAUUAUCCAAAUAGGCGGCAAAUGGGAAGCAGGCAUGUGCCAUCAGUAGCUACUUUACCCAAGACAACAAAAAAAAGAAGAUCCAAAGAAGGGGAUAAGCCUCAGCGCCCAACGCUAGAAGAAUAUGUGUCCUCGUCUGUUCCUGGUGGAGAUAUUUAUAUCACAAAAGAGUCCCCUGAAGAUACCAUUGAUGGUAAUGACACUGACAAUGAUGUCUUCCGGAGUGGCUCUGAGUCCCCUCAAUCCACAUUGCCUGUGAUAGUUGAUGCUAAACAGCGGCGGGCCACUGUAAGUGGUGGGUCACCCACAUUUGAAAGACCGUCUCUCGUGGUCGAAGAUCUUGAUCCUGUUCCUCUUCGGCCUAAGUCACAGGCUGUCAUUAGUGCUGAAAAAGACGCAGCUGUGGCAGCCAUGUUGGCUGCAGAAAAAUCUGGUCAGAAAUUUCUAGUAAAGGAAAAAGAUAAAAAGCUUGUUCAAAAAGUUCCUGAAACUUCUAAUGCAGACAAGUUGGGUUCUAUGCUACUGAAUUUAGGAGAUGUUUUAAAUGCAGAUUCAGAGUUCACACCCGAAGAGGUUAUAGUCAGCUUAUCACAGCCGACAGAACAGACAACAGUGGUUACUGGGGUAGAUAAGGUCAAUGUCCAGGGGCAAACAGAUUUAACUGAACCAGUUAAAGUCAAUGAUGACCACUCCAAUGAGCAAUGCAGUCUAGAUGGUCAUGAGGUUGUAGAGGUCAAAUGUCAAGAGUUCACUGUCACUAAGCCAACACCAUUGACAAAAGAAAGUGCUGCUAAGAUACGCCAACAAAAGGUCAUUAGCACAGAGGUAGCUGGCAAUGAGGGUCGCUCUGACCUACCUCAGUUGGUGAGGAUCAAACGUUUGGACUCGGAACAAAUUCAUCAGCUGGAAUCCAAAAUGGGAGAUGAUGAUGUGUUUGAUAAACAACACAAGUCUGAAAAACAUGUUCUUUUUAAAGAUCUUAUUGAACCUGAUAAACCAAAAAUAUUUCAUCAUGUUGUAGUAGGCGGAGUCCUGCAGACGAUACCUGCUGAAAGUUCACAGAGUGUUAAGAUGAGGCCCAAGACGUCUACGAAAACCAAACUAAACCGCAGAGUGUCCUGUAAAGAUUUAGGUCAAGGAGAAUGUGAAGGUUGGCUGUACAAAAAGAAACAGAAACAUGGGACGUUGUCCAAGAAUUGGGACAAGCGUUGGUGUGUGCUGAAAAAUUCCAACUUGUUUUACUACAAGCAUAAAGAUGAUGACUCAGCCGAAGGAGUUAUACACUUACCUGCAUUUUUUGUGUCUCCAGCCCCUAAUUUGAAAACCAAAAAAUUUGCAUUCAAGAUUCACAAUGGAGGGACAGCAUUUCAUUUUGCUUCAGAAAGACAAGAAGAUAUGAGCAAGUGGAUGAACAAAAUGGGUUUGGCAGCCAUUAGUUAUUCUCAGAAUUUUAAGAAUGUAUCAAAUACAGAGUUACCCACAGUCAGAGUUGAGCAUCCUUCAGUUUCUUCCAUAGACUCCAAAACUUCUGCCUCUGCGGCUGCAUACUAUAGUGAGAGUGAAGGAGAUGAUGAAGAUGGCAGUAUACAUGGCAGUUGUCAGUCUUUAGACAGCAUGUCCUCUCCUCAGACGUCACCAGCAACCAAGAAGCAUCCUAUACUUGCAGAAAUUAAAAAUUCUUCAAUAGGAACCAGUACUGAAGAGCUGCAUGCCAUGCUGCGAUCUAUAGAGAGGCAGAAUCUAACUAUUGAUGGCAAGAAUAAAAUAAAACAAAGACAAAGCCAGAUAACAGCAUCCAAUGAUCUGGUGGAAGUUUCUGAUCCAGCUACUGUAGAAGUGUACAGGAAGCUGCAUUCCUUACAAAGAACGCUGAAGGCCAAAGAAAUGGAGUUACAGCAACUGGAAACUCUCUUGGAUAAGGCAGAAAUCUCAGAACUAAAAACUUUUUAUGAUGCACACUUGACUGAUGGUCAAUAAAGAGACUUUUUUGUGCUAAUAAACCACAAUGUAAAUAAUAGCCAUAUUUGAUAUUAAAAAGUAGGAAAAAUAGAAUAAAUUAUUUCAUAAAUGCUAUAAAAUUGAUUUUAAAAUAUUUUUACACAACUUCACAAAGAAAUGCAAUACCUUCAGUUUGUUUAGCAAUCACAAACUGAAAUACUCAGUUUGUUUAGCAAUCACAAACUGAAAUACUCAGUUUGUUUAGCAAUCACAAACUGAAAUAGUGUCUGUAAAUUUUUUGCUACUAAUUUCUGAAGUGAAAAAUUUGAAUUAAUAAUAAUACAUUUUUUCUUUAUAUUCUUAAAACAUUCUUCUGUGAUAGAUUUCUGGGUGUAUAAAACAAUACACAAUUGAUCUCAAAAUUACUUAAUGUGAAAUUGGGUCUAAUACAAAAUAUUAUGAGGAAUCUAUGGAAUUACAAUAUUCAGUGUAAGAAUUCACUUCAAAUGUGUACUGGUACUUGAGGAAAUAUUAUUAAGGAUUAAAACUGGUAGGAGACUUCUUUUAUUCCGAUAUUUCCCCACAACUUUUAGCUAACAAUGUCUUUGCAAACCAUUGAACUUUAUUCAUAGAUUUUACAUUUCUUUGAAGUAGUUUAAGACUCUUUGAAAUCUACUUAAGAAAAUAUAAUAAAAUCUCAAUAUUGAAUUGUCAGCUAUAGUUUUGUCCCAUGUACCAUUGUCCUGUUUAUUUAGACACCUAGUCAAUUAAAUAGUUUUAGUAAUUUAUGUGUGCAGAUCAGUCAUAUUUUUCUUUGCAUUUUGUAAGUACUCCUGGAUGUCACUGACCUACAUCUUAAUCUGAAAUAACUGUAAUGUUCUAUAUAUAUUUCAAAGUGGUGAAAUGGUUAAUAUUUAUCAAUGUGAGACAUAUUCCAUUUUGAUGUUCUUGUAUAUUAAAAGACAAAAAGGAAAGGUCCCCUUUCAGACCUUGCAAUCUAUAGGGCAGAUGAUGUAAAGGUCAUCUGCUUCUGUGGCCCACAGUUAACGCAGGGUGUCCUGUGGCCAGCACAAUGACCUUCCGCCUUUACUUUUCCCCAAUUAAUGUCAGGUAGGUACCCAUUAGAGCUGGGUGAACUAAAGAGGUGGCCAAAGAUCCAGAAAUGACAAAUCCCAGGACCCCCGGUUCAGAAACCACUCAGCCACCACUCCUGCUUGUAUAUUUAAUAUAAAUGAAUUAAUCUAAGUAUAAUGACACAAUAAUUGUGUAACUCUUUUUUUUUUUAUGAUUAGUUUGUUGUUUUUUUUCCCAACCAAACAAACAGAAGUGACUUUCAAAAAGUAAUUUUUUCAAUACAAAAACAUAAAUUGUAGAUGUUUAGUUUGUAAACUUGUGUUGUGUCUUAUAAACUUUUGUUUUAAACAUACAGUCAGUUCAUGUGCACAAGGUACUGGGUCUUUAGGGUAGUGUUUCUCCCUUGCUGAAUAUGUCAAAUAGUUGUGUUGAUGAAUCAAUAUUUAUGCAGGUCUUUGCAUAGCUUUCCUUGGCCAGAUGGUAAAUAUUAAUGUCUGAUUCAGUAUAUAGUGUGUAUAUAUAUAGCCUACAUAUUGAAGAUUGUAUUCCAAAUGAAGUGUGCUCCACGUGUCACUGAUGUAAACUAAUCAUGGCCCUGUUGAUGCUCAGUUUCUGUAGUUGUUAAUGUAAAUAUUAAACAGAAUACUGUUUGUGUUAAUUAGGAACCAGGGCCAUGUAAACAGUCUGUAGAGGUGAGCAAACACACACACAAUUGAUGUGCAAUAGAUAUUUUUUUUAAAUAAAUAUAAAUGUUUAAAAGUCAAACUGUAUUUCAUUUUGGUUUUUUUUUUUUUACUUCUAUACCUUGUGCAGAAUAGAUAUUUCAAUAAUGCCACUUUUAGUGAUCAUGUAGCUACAAAACAAUGCACAUACUGUUUUGUAUAACAUCAUUAAUGAACAUAUACAGAAAGCACUUAUUAAGCAGAACAGAGCACUACUGAUGUUUUUUUUUUUUUUUUUUUAGAAUUGUAU